UUAAAUAAAAUUAUUAUACCAAGAUUUUUAAAUUAUUACUAGAAGCAAACGUGUAAAUUACGAAUCUUCAUGAGCUAGGUAAAAUUCGUGCAGCUGUUAAUAACCAUGUUUAUGGUUACUUUGUGGAAUCAUGGGUAAUGUGAUGUCAUCCCUAUGUAUAGUGGGCGGUUAAUUCGAAAAAGUGUACGAUUUUAAGGAUUUCUUGAUUGUUCGAAUUGAUCAUCUCUUGAUCUUGAGACUUAUUGAAUGGAAAUGGAAGAUAAAAAAGACUCUAUGCAAGGGAAGUUCCGUGAGAAUUGGAGAAGCUCCAUUAAAAAAUUCCACGAAGGAAGAACGAUUAAAGUUACAAAUAUAGUAUCUGAAAUCGAGGAAAAUGAUUUGAAAGAUGCUCUUUUUUUUCUCUCUAUAAAAAGGAUCGAAAUUAAUCGGAUUUCACAAAUGGCAACAAUAAUUUUGUGUGAACCAGAAAGUUUUGAUCCUCUUCUAUGUAAUCACGAGGUUCCUGCAAAAAUAAAAGACCAAAGUAUUAAUGUUAAAUAUUCAACAAAGGAUGAUUUUUUGUGUAUAUCAAAUUUACCAUCAACAUUUACAGAUUGUCAGUUUAGUGAAUUGGUCAACAAAUUUGGUCCAGUUACUGAUAAUUUUUUGAUAUACGAUCAUAAAACUGAUGAGAAUAAAGGUUAUGGCUUGGUCCAGUAUUGCAGCAGAGCUGUAGCAUGUCAAGCUCGUAAUCUCAUACAUGGUAAAGAAAUUAAAAGUGGAAUAUUGCAUUGUGAUUGGCUUGAUCACAGAAUAUUAAAAUAUAGUGAUCUGUAUUCAAAAUGCCUAUAUGUGGAUAAUCUUCCAUUAAAUUACUGUAACUUGGGUGAUUUCAGAAAGAUUUUUAGUUGUGAAGCAAACCCAUUAUAUUGUCAAUUAGCAUUUAUUAACGGGCAAGCUGUUGGUUUUGGAUUAAUAGAAUAUAAUACUUCAAAAGAAGCAGAAAUAACUAGUUUUAAAUUGAAAAAUUAUGAAUUGAAAAACAAGGUUAUAAGAAUAUCUUUAGCUAGCCCAGCCAUCCCUGCUAUUAAACUGCAUGAUAAGCUUAUAGCCGAUAUAAAGAAGAAGAAAGUUUGCAGUCCUUUAUUAUCAAUUCCUGUAUUUCCUGUAUCAACUUUUCCACAGAUAAAAUCACAAGAAUCUUGUAAUCUGUAUCAAAGAAUUUUUCAAAGAAACCAUAUCAAUGAAAAUAAUUUAAAACCAUUACAAAUUUUACAGCCAGUUUUCCUUCAACCACAGACAACUGCAAAAUUUAAUAAUUCGUUUGCUCCAUAUAAAACUUUGGAAACCUAUUCGCUACCACAAACAACAUUGAAUCUUUUCCAACCUGAUAAUGUAAAUUAUGAUUACUUGAAUAAGGUAUUGGGUCAAAAUACAUUUUAUAAUCAGAACAGACUCCUAAAUACUGAUAUGAAUAAUAACAAAAAUAAUAGUUUAAUAUUUAAACAAGAAAGAUGCAGAUUAAACAAUUUUAAUGUAUCAAAAGAAAAUUAUAAUGGUUCUGCUGGUUUCUUUAAUACUUACAAAUCAUUGUCACCAAACAAUUUAGUAAAUCUGCAACAAUCUUUUCCAUUUCAGAAGAGAAUUUAUUAUCCAGUUUUGUCUAUUUCAAAGGUUCCUACUACUAUAACUAAUCAUACUGCAUACAAGUCUCCAGAUACAGCAAUACAAGGUGGAUGUAAACGAAAGUUAAAAUUACUUCCAUCGCCAGAAUGUAGUCCAGAAAAUAAUUAUAUUGGCCAACAUUCUCAAGGAAUUGGAGGUCACUAUGCUGAAUCGUAUUUCAAGAAAAAAUUGAAAUCAACAAAAUGAAUUAAUAUUGUUGUUUGUAAAUUUUCAAUAAUUUAAAAGUUUUAGUUGUUUGCAAAAUAUGUUUGAAUUUUAUUAGUUAAUUGA
Messenger RNA from Centruroides sculpturatus (bark scorpion), 1935 nucleotides. RefSeq names its product ribonucleoprotein PTB-binding 1-like. Bases 247 to 1851 code for a protein of 534 amino acids. The transcript has a single exon. The record is from RefSeq and is a predicted model, not a curated record. NCBI's taxonomy places the organism in Eukaryota, Metazoa, Arthropoda, Arachnida, Scorpiones, Buthidae. Gene Ontology annotation, molecular function: RNA binding.